Molecule: messenger RNA, 1398 nt
Organism: Micropterus dolomieu (smallmouth bass)
Lineage: Eukaryota; Metazoa; Chordata; Actinopteri; Centrarchiformes; Centrarchidae
Gene: seraf
Product: von Willebrand factor D and EGF domains
Exons: 5
Coding region: 540-1169 (209 amino acids)
Biological process (GO): anatomical structure development
Cellular component (GO): cell surface; extracellular region
Molecular function (GO): signaling receptor binding
Source: RefSeq, a predicted model, not a curated record
UGCCGCAAGUCUAAAUCAACAUUGCAUUAAUUAUUAUUAUUAUCAUCAUAUAGGCCUACACACAGACAGGCGAGGUGUGCAUGCGCACACUCCUUAAACUCGUUUAAAGCCUGUUUAAAGUAGGCCUACACGUCCUAUCUGAAACAAUACAGGCGUUUAUUCAUAAAAAUAUUAUAGGCUAUCAGAUUCCAAAAGUUACCUGUCGUGGAAAAUUGUAUUGAGCAAAUAACUGAGUUACAACCAACCGUUGUCUUUUAAAUGUACAAACAAUUUUCUGCCAUAACAUUACCCAGACUGCUUUGGCUAAAAUGUUAUGUAUUAUGUGUAAUUUACCGCAAUGUCUGUGUAUCCGUGGCCACUUUCAAAUCUCACCACUCAGCCAGCCCCCACACCAGGACACUCCCCCCGGCACUAACCUUGUCGUUUCCCUGCAUUCAACAGCGGGGGAGACGUGGAGAGGUCUCGUUAUUUGUAGAGGACCUUCUCCUCCGUCUGUCUGUUCCUUUACUCUCCCCAGUUAAGUAAAAACAAGACCAAACAUGGGGCUUACGGGUCUCUGUUCAACGGUGCUCUUGGCCUUCUUGCUCGCUCUUGUCGGCGUUUGCUCCGCGCGCUCGGACGCUCCCCGCGGUGUCGCGUUCGGGUUCGUUUUUGACCCCAAAGCGAAGUGCGAACCGCCGUGCGAACACGCAGGAAUCUGCAUCCGCAACAGCACAUGUUUCUGCUCCAAGGGUUAUGAAGGCGAGACCUGCCAGUAUGCAAACUGUUAUCCCAAAUGUAAGAAUGGAGGAGAGUGUCUUCGCCCUGGAAAAUGCAGAUGUCCUUCAGGAUAUAGAGGAAGAUACUGUCACAAAGUGACGUGUAAUGGGGGAUGUUGGAACGGAGGGGAAUGCAUCGCUGUCAACGGAGUGGCCAAAUGCAUCUGCCCCUCAAGCUGGACCGGCUCAAAAUGCCAAGAGGCGAUCUGUCCCCAAGGCUGUAGGAACGGGGGAAUCUGUGUGGCUCCAGGAAUCUGCAGCUGUUCGGAGGGAUGGCUGGGGGGCGCCUGUCACACUGCUGUGUGCACCAAGCCCUGUCUGAAUGGAGGGAAGUGUAUUUCUCCAAACAAAUGCCGCUGUCGCCCCCCUUUCUCUGGCCCUCACUGCGAAGAGAGGAAAAAGUCCCACUAAUGUGACCCUGCUGGGGUUAAAGGUGGACCAAUAAGGAACUUCAUUGCUGAUGAGGACAUUACGUUUUUUAGCUGAAGCAUUGUCCUUUUAUAGCGUUUUUUACUAUGACUUGUACUGUAAUUCUUUUUUUAAGAAACAUCCAACCUGUUAAAAUGUUCUCAUUUGACUGUAUAAACAUGCUACGUACUGUACUGUAAUUUGUGUCAUUAAAUGAAGACAAAAGAGUGAA